This is a messenger RNA of Drosophila serrata, 2129 nucleotides long. RefSeq names its product U3 small nucleolar RNA-associated protein 6 homolog. The record is from RefSeq and is a predicted model, not a curated record. NCBI's taxonomy places the organism in Eukaryota, Metazoa, Arthropoda, Insecta, Diptera, Drosophilidae. Gene Ontology annotation, molecular function: snoRNA binding; protein binding. Gene Ontology annotation, cellular component: small-subunit processome; Pwp2p-containing subcomplex of 90S preribosome. Gene Ontology annotation, biological process: maturation of SSU-rRNA from tricistronic rRNA transcript (SSU-rRNA, 5.8S rRNA, LSU-rRNA).
CUAAUUCUGCCAAUCGAUGAAAUUGCCGUUGUAUUGCACGUGCGCUCGUUUUUUAAAGAAAUAAACAAUAUUGUUUAACUAAAUAUAAGCAAACAUGGCCGAGUUCAUAGCUGAGAUGCAGGAGCGCCUGCUGCCGGAAUACGAGCAGAUGAAGAACUACAACGUAUUCACGGCGGAACAGGUCAGGGAUAUCGUUAGCCGGCGGGAACGCCUAUUUCUGAAGAUCACUAAGAGUCACCUGAGCAUCAGUGACUAUCUGGAGUUCAUACUGUACGAGAAGGACAUGCACCAAACCAUCACCGAGAAGGAGAAGAAGAUGCAUGUGAAACUGACGGGCUUGAAGGCUUCGCUGGCCAUUCGCAUUAUGCGCCUGUAUCGCGAGGUCCUGGCGAAAUUCCCACAUGAUCGACGGCUGUGGAACAAUUGGAUCAAGUUCAGCAAAAAGGUUAAUCCAGUUGAGGUGGCGGGCAUAUACGAAAAGAUGCUGCUGUACCAUGGCGAUGCCCCGGACUUUUGGGUGGAUGCAGCAUGUUGGCUGUACGAAUACAAUCGCCUCAACUUCGAUCGAGUGAAGGAUAUACUGCUGCGUGGCUUGCAACGACAUCCCGAUUCCGAGACCCUCAACAAGUGCUUCUUCGACAUCAUGCUCAAAGAGGCCUCACUGGCCAGCAACGAACGCAAUCUGGCGGAGAACACACUGUCUGAGCAGGACAUUAAGCUGGAGCGCGUAGAGGCGGUUUACCGGAACAGUAUGACAAAUAUAACACACCUCGAUUACUUCGUGAAACUCCUGGAGAGCUGCGAGGAUCAUGCAGAACUGACGCACAAACUACAGCGAAUAAUAAUCAAUGACAUGCAGGAGAAGUUCCCCCGAGAGCCAGGUCUGUGGGAUUUCCUGGCCCAGCGUGAGCUGCGUGGUUAUCACCUGGGCGACUUGGCGGAGAACGAAGAGGAAACGGCGGCGGCAGAUGGUGAUGCUAAUGGUGAUGAUCAGCCGGCCAGCAAGAAAUCUCGACCUCAUAUAAAUGCCCGCUCCCUCAAAAGACGUAUACAGCUGUGUGUCACCGUGUACAAGUCGGCGGUGGAGGAGGUGCAAUCGAAGGAGAUGUGGAGCAGGUAUUUGGAUGCCAUGUUGGCACUUAAUAGUGAUACCAAAACAGAGCGGGCCCUCAAGCAACAGAGCCUGGCGGAUGCCCUCGAAGCGGGCCAUCACUCCAAAAUGAUGGGCGUUAAGCACUAUGCCGUGCUGCGAAAGAUGCUUGGCAGUGCGCCUGGCGGCAGGGAAACAGCGGUCACUAUACUCACAGAGGCAUUGAAACGCGAUGAGUCGUCAGUGGAAAUGCAUGAACUUCUACUGGCCACGCACAUUCAAAACGACAGUGAGCCACAGGUAUACGAGCUCUUCAAUAAGAUCCAAAAGAGUGUGCAAAGCGAAGUAGCUUUGCCGCUGUGGCGCAGCGUCAUCCUGUAUUAUCGGACACGUCAGGACGCACUGGGUGCCCAGCGGCUGGACGAGAUCUAUGCCCUUGCCUGCAAGUCACCGUACGUGGAAUUUGGGGAAAUGCGCUCCGAUUAUCUCAGCUACCUGUGGCAGGAGCGAUCCGUGGAGGCAGCACGCAAGGAAUACUCGAAGCUGGCCAUUCAGCCACCCAUGACUCUGGCCCUGCACCGCAAAAUGGUUCAGCUGGAGAGCAGUCUGGCCGUUCGUGAUCAGGCGAGCCUCAAGUGCUGGCGCAUGUGCUAUGAGUUUAUGGCUGCCUAUUUUGGCAAGACAGAGCCACGCGUUUGGGUCGAAUAUCUGGCCUUCGAGCGGGAUCACGGCGAGACUAAGAACAUUGCCCUGCUCACGCAACGAGCCCUGACCUCACUCCAGCCUCAGUAUGUUGCGGCCUUUGAGGCAGAGCGAGCUCUGGCGUAUGUGGGUGCCUCGAUAGCUGGCUCUUAGGGAGAACUCCCUAUUUCUUUAUUUUAUUUAGUAUCCUUUAGGUACCUCCUAAGCCCGCCUCCCUCCUGCCUAUGGUCUUGGGCGAGACUAGCAUAAGCAUGAUUUUUCUUUCUAUUUUUUUUAAUACUAGAACGUCUUUUGUAAAGAAAUUUCUUAGAAAAUAUAUAUGUUGUUAUGCAGAAUA